Molecule: messenger RNA, 6952 nt
Organism: Dreissena polymorpha
Lineage: Eukaryota; Metazoa; Mollusca; Bivalvia; Myida; Dreissenidae
Exons: 5
Coding region: 211-4080 (1289 amino acids)
Source: RefSeq, a predicted model, not a curated record
UCUAACCGGAGUGGUGUCGUUAUAAUUACACCACCUAUAUGAUUACGCAGAUUUAUGUUACGCACGUCAGCAAUUAUGGACUUAAUCAGCAGGUCAGUUGGAAGAAUUUCGGACUAGUAUCUCGGUUGUCGUGAAUUCGAGUCCAAUAUCAGCCGUAAUUUCAGCACCAACGUGUUGACGAACGACGUUGUCAAAUACAUCUAAAGGACCAUGGCUGGAAAUCUGAAUUCAUGUAACCUGUUUAGCGAUCAGGAGACCUGCAACUGGUUUAAGGCGUCCGUUGCACUGAUCAUUACAAAGCAAGGACUCGAGAAGUUUGUUGAUUCAGAGAUUAAAAAUUUCCAAGCUGUCGUCGGGACUGGUUGUGGAAACUGUUCAAUAGAAAACGUUCUGCACUGUCCAACAGGUGGUAUAUGCAAACCCUCACCGAAAUGUUUCUUCCACAAAACAAAGGCGUUGCAACACCGACCUUGCCCCAGCAACGCAUGUGACCAAGUUCAACAAAAUAUAGCAUCUCAGCAUAGAUAUCCAACUCCAUCAUGGAAGAAUACAAAAGCUGAGUUGUGGUCAACCAAUCAUUGGGAGAUGGCAAAAUGCUUUCUGCCUCCGGAUGGAUACAUUGAUGUCUCAUCAGUACAGGACACAGACUUCAAUGGAGUGAUUAGUAUCAUGCUGAACUGCAAAUGGUUUGAACAGUAUUUCUCCUUCAAUAUAUCACCCUCGCCUCCUGCCUCCGCAUGUCUUUUGACGAAGGCUCGUCAAAUAGGUAGAGAUGUGCGCCACACGUCCAACUGCCAGGUCACAGAUUUAAAUCUGAAGAAAAAUAUCCAUAAAUUGACGUUGCUACUCUCCGACCAAAAGUACCUUGCAAACGAUCCCGACGCAAAAGUAUCAAAAAGCAAAUUGAUUUGUUUGCAGAAUAACCAGCCUUUUAUACCGACAGAAGAAUUAAUUGAACUUCUCAAAGAUGCACAUAAAUCUCUGAUAAAUUUAAAGAAAGCAGAGGAAAGACUUUCGCACAAAGAAGAAAAAACACUAAAUGAAAUAAACAUCCAGAUGCAACAGCAAGCUAAGGCUGCAUGUGAGCAGGUUUCAAGACAAGCAGAAAGGGCUCAAAAUGAGAUUCAAGCUGCUACGGAAAAAAGUAUUGCGCGAAUAAAGAGGAAGGCAAAUGAAGAAUUAGAAUUAAUUUCCAAAGAGGCGAAACGUUCUCUGGAUCAGUUGCAUGUUCUUAUUUCUACAAGUGGUGCAAUGUACGAUGUUGACGCAGCUGCGUACACACAAACACGUUUAGGUGCGACGCAACAUGAAAACCUCACCAAACAAGAUUUUGAAAGCCGUCAUCUCAGUAGAACAGAGACUUUAAAAGACCAUUCAAACUACAAACAUGAAUGUGAAAAUUUUCGCCGAAGGUUGAUACAACAUUACCAAGAUUCACUCAAACAUAUGCCUUUAUCCUCGUUUAGUAUGAAUGAAUCAAAGCCAAGCCGAGGAAUAGAGAAAUUGUUUGCCAACCGUCGUAUUUACAAAAUACAAAGGCACAACGGAACGGAUACCCUUCAACCAUUUGUACAGAGGAUUGAACACGAAAAAAAUCUUGAAAUCACAUGUUACAAGGACCUCAUCUAUACAAACAAUAAAUUAAACCGACAAAUUGUGAUUCAAGGAGAGGCUUGUGUCGGUAAAUCCUCAUUUACUGCUAAGUUAGUUUUAGACUGGUGCAUUACAUAUAAGUCAACAUCGAAGACCAGCGAACGACUUACACCGAAGACUUACGAACUACUAACUGAUUUUACUGACAUAGAAACGCUGAAUUCUUUCGCCUUUGUUUUCUUUCUUCCUAUACGAGACUUAGGUGCUGACCACAUCAUUACAAAUAGUAUUAAGAAACACAUUAUCGACGUGAUCUAUAUUGAAACAGAACGAAUAAAAGCAUACAAACUCCUUAACAGAAUUCUUGACACAGAGACGUGUCUUAUUCUACAAGAUGACAUUGAUGGCCAUAGAGAAAAACAACCAGAACCUGAGAGGAAUCCCAAUCACAAUCAGUGUACUGUCUUAUCAACUGUACGCCCAUGUCAAUUGUCUAAGGAACGAAUUAGAGGGACUAAAAUCGACAGUCUUCUAUUAAUGGAUGGGAUAAAAGAUCCAUUUAAACUGUGCAAUAAAUAUAUGCAAUCUCUCGGUAAAAGUGAGCAAUACGAGGAAUUCAAACAAUAUAUACAAAGUAAUGAAAUUGAAGAGAUAUUGUCAAAACCAAUAUUUGUGACACACGUCGUUCAAUCUUGGCUUGAUGGUACACUUUCUGGAGGCUCUGUUUGUGAAUUACAUGCUACAAUUCUCGACAGACUGCUUAAAAAAGCGAAAAACACACCUUGCUCUUUUGAUAAGCCAUCGGUCAAAUGCUUCGAAAAGACGCGACAUAUCCAAUCAAAUAUAGAACGAGUAAAUAGUUUAAGCGAAUUAGCUUUCCAAUUGACAUUCAAUGAAGAAAAAAAGAGCUCUUUCGUUUUUAGCGCAUCUCAGCUUUCAGGACAAUGUUUGGAUGGAGAUGACAUUGAGUUUGCAUUGAAAUCUGGAAUUUUAAUAAGGAUCAAUAAGUCACCUAUGCUUUUGUUCGCUCAGAGGAGUUUUCGGGAAUUUUUAGCGGCAUAUUUUAUUGCAAGGAACGAAAACGUAAUUAAUGAUUUCAUAGCGCGAUAUUUGAAACAGUUUCCGGAUGAUAUUCUCGACAUUUCCGAGAUAUUCAUUUUCCUAUGCGGACUUAACAUUCAAGCAGCUAAUAAGCUAUCAUGCUUAUUAAAUGAGCAACCAACCGCAGAUGGUUGCAUUCAAUUUCACUUAAUGAUUGUAGCUGGAUAUAGAGAAGCAAUGGCAAAUCACAUAGACCAAAAUCUUAUUCAACUGAAGCUAAACUAUUUUCAGUUUGGCCUGGACUCAGAGACAGCCAAUUACAUUCGUCACCGGAUGUGUUUCUAUCUACAUUAUUUCACUUUAUUAAAAUGUGUCCUACAAAGGAACAAAUCAAAUGUCAAGUCAUUGGAAAUAAAUGAUCAACAUUUGACUUCCAACAUGCACUUUCGAUUGACAAACAAAGAACUGCAGGACAUCUUAUCAUCCUCUCAGCAUUGUCUUGAACACCUAAGGAUUAGGUUUGGAAAGAGUACAACGGAAAUAGAUAUGUACGAUGUAAUUGCACUGACUGAUCAUAUAAAUCUGAAAUGCAUUCAAAUUAAAUGCGCACGUAAAUGCGACAUUGCGAGGAUACUUCGUGCACUCCCGCAUUCGAUUGAGAAUAUCACGCUAGAAAAUGUUAAAAUUCCCAAAAACGUGAUUCGUCAUUUUUUAACCAAACAAAAUCAAACCGGCUUUAUUACAUGUACGCUAAAUGAGUGUUCCAUAACAUCAUCUGUUGAGUGUAGUCUCGACUCAAGCAAUGAAGAACAAAUGGAUUCAGCAUUGUCUAAUUCGAAAUCAGAAUAUAUGCGUGACGACAUAUACAACAAGGUCAGUUUGAAUUCAUCCGAAGACUCUGUUCAAUUCUAUGAAGCUUUGAGAGGAUUGAAUAUAAAAAGCCUGUGCGUGUCUAAAAUAGAAAACUGUGAAAAAUUAUCGGAGCUGUGCCAAGAACUUAACAGUUUAGAAAUAUUACGAAUAGCAUCUUACAAGUUUGUCAACAUGCUCUUACCACACACAGUAAGACGUCUGCAUUAUACCUUUUUUACUGCGUCUGAUGGGGAACUGCGCGCUUUCCUAUCCAAAUUGUCCACAUACUGUCACCCUUUAGAGGUAAGACUGGUGUUCGGCUAUGAGAAACAUACGGAAGAACAAUUUAAUGUGCUUAAACUAGCACUGGAGGAAAGGAAAUUCGUAGGUGUUGUUUUGUAUUCUUUUUCAUUUGGUGACAUUGACAGUUUAACAGAAAAAGAUGUCGAUGAUGAAGAAAUAUCGUUUUUCAAAUAUCAUUACCAGCUGCACCAUAAAAAGGGUAUUAUUCAAAUGAAACUUCAUAGAUUGUGUUCAUUAGGUCCUUUGAAAAAAUUGACAGCAAAAUUUAAAACGAAAACUAAACAUGACUGACAUAGAUGUUUAAAUAUUAAGACCACUUGCGAUUGAACACGAUAUAUGGCAUAGAUUAUUGCAUGCUACAAUAGACUGUGUCGCCUCGUUUAAAAUACAGACUGAAAUGUGAACCGUGAAUAGCACUUUAAUAAAUUGUUUUGAUUUAUAGUUUGUUUAAUGUAGUGCUUUAUAAAGUUUGGUGGAUAACGUAGUAUGCGUUCUGUAGACAUGGCGUUGUUGCAUAUAACAUGAUAUGUUUUUGUCAAGACAAGAUGUUGUAUAUAAUCUGAUUAUAUAUUAUAUAGACAUUAUGUUAUUGUAUACCGUAUGUAAUCUUUAGACAUUAUUAUUUUGUUUAUGGCCUUAUAUAUAUUCUUUAGACAUCGUGGCAUUGUAAAUUUAACUAAUAUGUUUUAUUUAGACAUGAUGAUGUUGUAUAUAACAUGAUAUGUAUUCUUUAGACAUGAUCAUGUUCUUCUUCUUUCGUUACAACACUCUUAAACAGAAGAUUUUCUACCGACGCCAAUUAGUUAAGGGGUGAAAACUGCACAAAAGAGCUCAGUUAUGUGUUAAUUAAAAAUUAUUUCAUUGUAAGUUACUGCAAGUCGAUAGGGUGGACAAUAACAGACAAAGGAUUAAGGGUUUUGAAAAUUACGACAGUGGCUGCCUCAUGGUUAUGGGAAGGUAGUGAAUUCCAUUAGAGAACUGUUCUCGGGUAGAAUGAGAAUUUAUGAGUCUUUAGAGGUUUGUAUAUGUCUAAAGCAAUGGUUUCAAUUGAGUAUAGGUCGGGGUCGACAGAAGAAAGUAGGUUAUGAGUAGGAAUAAUGGCAACUACUUGUUGGAUAAUUGUAUAUAGCACGAUGAGACGGCAUUUUGAUUUGCGUGUUUUAAGUAUGGGCAAAUUCAGGGUGUCGUGCAUAUUAGUUACUGAGCUUGAGUUGCCCUGUUUGUGUGCUACACAUCUGACUGCACGUAUUUGCAUUUUUUCCAGUUGAUUCGUUUGAGCUUUCGUAUGUAGGUCCCACAUAGUGGUGGAGUUUUCUAAUUUAUGCCUGACUUUUGCUUUAUAAGCAUGAUAUUAGACGUUUGAUUAAAUAAUAAGUUAAUUUUUAGGUUAUUGAUAAGAAAUCAUAGUGUCUGGUUUGCAUUAUGUGUGAUUGAGGUAUUAUCUAUUUAUUAAUAUAUUUUGAUGUUACUUUGGAGUGUUAGACCAACGUAUUUACCGUGGUUUAAUUUUUUAAGGAUGUGAUCAUGUAGUUUGUAUUGGAAGAUUAUACGAUUUCUGUCUGCGUAACGCGGAGGAUGUUACAUUUUGAAGGUGGAACCACCAACCAGAACUUCAAUAUCUAGCUGUAGCUCAUGGGUGUCGGAAAGUUUGUUGAUAUUUUUAGAUGAUAAUAUCAUCUGCAAACUUAUAUGUCCUAUAUAGUCUACUGUAUUCUGUGAACAUGCUGUUUUAAAUAUACUUAUAUGUAUUUUUUAAAUGUCGUAUAAAACAUGAGAUGUAAUAUGUAGGCAUGAUGAUGUUGUAUAUAACAUGUUAUCAUACCACUGCACAGAUAUAUGUCUGAAAUAACGCAGCGUGAAAAUAUUAUUUAUAUCACGCCAACAGUAGGUUAUUUCAGUCAACUGUUUUAAGUAUGUCAUAUUGCGCGAAUAUUUUACAUAAUUCAUAUACGUUUUAAAUUUUUACAUUUAAUAUUCAGCUUAAAAUGCCUAUUCUUAUCGUUCGUUUAAUAUAUUAUUCAUUCUCAUACGUGGUUCAUGGUAGCUUUUUUAACUUUGUUUUUGUACGCGCUGUUUUUUUGUAGGCGUUUCUUCAUUGUUUAAAAACUAGAUGUUCACGUUAACAGGAAGUUGUUAUAUUAGACAAUUUUUGGAGGUAGUUCAUAUCACUCGCAAUCAACUAUAGUCAUCAUUUUGGUACAACAGAAUCAGGUACGACAAAAAACACACAAUUUGAUGCCAAGAUGCAAGUUAUAGUGUUUUUAACACAAAACGAAUGUUGUCGUUUGUUUGCAUGAACAUUUAAGGGAUUGUUUGUAGUUAGGCAUUCAACGCCUCAACUUAAUAUACUUAUAAAGAGACUAGGGAGCCAAGCACAUUCCAACAAGUUUUAACGAAAAACCUAUUUUAAAUGCUGGCAACACAUGGAUUUGCACAAGCUUCGCCCGGAUCAAAUGUAUAUUCAUUUACCUUCAGUUGUGUUCCAAUAUUUGUAUUUGUUCCAUAAAGCUCAUGUAAAACAUUAACGUGUUGACAAUUUUUUUUUAACGAAAAUGGCAAAACACUCCAUAUAUUCCGAUAAUUUCUCGGUAGUUACGCUUCGUUAUUUUAUCACUUCCAAAUACUUAUUGCUUAUAAAAAUAACACGUUUUUUUCCCCAUUAAAUGUAUAUGUUCCUCAUUUUAUUUCUGCCAUUUGUAUAACAUGUUAUUCUUUUAAUGCGACAAAAAAUUGGAAAAUGUGAACAGGUCUCUUAAAUUUUAAACUGUUGUGUCAGACUAUGUAAGCUUUUACGCUGUUUUGUAAAUAGUUAUUUUUAGGGUUUAAACUUUUAACAUCCGAUACUUCUGAUAUCGAUACGUUUAUAUCCGAAUUGAUUAAAUGUAUCUGCAUAAUAUGACAUUUCAUGAUUUGCACUUUAUAUUUACUUGUAUCCUUAGUUGUACAACUCUGAUAUGAGUCAUCCAUCUGUAAUCGGUCUUUGAAUCAAGUGAACUUGGCGUUUUGUUUGUACUACUUUACAUUUAAGUUAUUGCCAAAUUUAUUAUGCCAAAAAGUAAACACUAACUUUAUUUGUAUUUCAUGCGAGUUUCUGACUGCUGCUUGUUUUAAAUUAUGUAAAAUUUACGCAUUUUUUUGCAUAAAUUUGUGUUUAAUUUUACCA